AUGAAUAAUAUCCAAAGAGAAUUGAGUUAUAUUAGUAAAGAUCUUACUGAAAGUGAGUUGAGAGAAAGUGUUAAUAUUACUUCAGUUAGUAGCAUUAUUGGUUUGGAAGAUAAAGAUGAAAUAGCAAAUAUUAGUAAUGAUAAUUUAGGUUUAAGAUUUUUUUCAAGUACUGAGUUAGAUAUUGGUAAUAUUGUUGAUUUAAAAAUUAAUAUUAAUGAUAUUAAUGAGAAAAAAGAAUCUGAUACUAUUUCAAUACAAAUACAACCUCCAGAUCUGGCCGAUUUGAUUUAUGAUCCUAGUGAUAUAUUAAAUAGAUUUUUGGAAUAUGAAAGACAUUGA
Molecule: messenger RNA, 339 nt
Organism: Funneliformis mosseae
Lineage: Eukaryota; Fungi; Glomeromycota; Glomeromycetes; Glomerales; Glomeraceae
Source: the annotation of a GenBank genome assembly